Lytechinus variegatus (green sea urchin) is the source of this 1173-nucleotide messenger RNA. Its product is annotated as probable 2-ketogluconate reductase. Gene Ontology annotation, molecular function: hydroxypyruvate reductase [NAD(P)H] activity; NAD binding; glyoxylate reductase (NADPH) activity. The record is from RefSeq and is a predicted model, not a curated record. NCBI's taxonomy places the organism in Eukaryota, Metazoa, Echinodermata, Echinoidea, Temnopleuroida, Toxopneustidae. The coding region runs from base 116 to 1105 and encodes 329 amino acids. The transcript is spliced from 6 exons. Gene Ontology annotation, cellular component: cytosol.
ACUACGAAGCCACGAAAGAGCAAACUAGGCACAUGCCAAACUGGUCUGAUUUUUCGCGGACAGUUGCUGAACGGCUUAGUAGAUAAGGGCCUGAAAUUGAAUCAUAUUUUACAAAAUGGCUGAUGAGCGUUGGAUCCUGUCCGUGAUUUCUGAGGUUUCAUUUGCAGCUUCACCGCAUCUGAAACGGUUGAGGGAGGAUUACAACAUCGUUUUUUUGACGGACUUCGAUAAAGACAGAGAAUCCUUCUACGACAAACUAAAAGUCAUCAUCCUUUCGCCUGCUGACAAUGGAAUGGAAAUCAAUGAAGAGUUUUUAAGGAAGUCAAGGAAUUUGAAGGCUCUUGUGACGAUAAGCACGGGAAUUAGCCACAUCGAUAUACCGCUACUCCGAAAGUUCAACGUUAAGGUAUACAGUGUCUCGGGUUCAGUCACAGCCGAAACCACGGCAGAUCAGGGCUUCCUACUUAUGAUGAUGGCUAGCAGGCGUAUAAUGGAAUUCAUUGAAGUAGCCAAAACUUACACGGUGUCGUCUGUGGAGGAGGAGGCGUCUACGUCUUGGGAGGUACCUUUAAGGCUUAUCGGUUGUGACGUUCAUCACGCCACCCUUGGCAUUGUGGGAAUGGGAUGGAUUGGGUUUGAAGUAGCCAAACGAGCCAAAGGUUUUCAGAUGAAAGUCUUGUACCACAAUCGGCAUAGACGAGAUGACGAUGUUGAGGUCGGAGCGACAUAUUGCCCAACGUUAGAAGAUCUUCUGCCUCAUGUCGACUACCUGAUGCUGACCCCACCCCUGACGGAGGAAACCAGGGGCAUGAUGGGAAGGGAUCAAAUGAAACUCAUGAAAGCAUCUGCCAUUAUCAUCAAUGUAUCUACAGUGUGUCCCAUCAUUGUGACCGAUGACUUGGUGCAGGCGCUGAAGGACGGUACGAUAGGGGGCGCUGCCCUGGACGUGACCGACCCCGAGCCCCUUCCCAUCAACCACCCACUCCUGCAUAUGCCGAACGUCAUCAUCUCCCCCCAUGUGGGCAUGUACACCCGCGAGGGCAUCGCAAGGAUUACAUCUGCUUCCGCGGAGGAUGUCAGAGCAGCCAUGGAUGAUGGAGAGUAAUCAGGCAGGUGUUUCGUAAAGCUGUUUCCACCACAAUAAAUAUUCACCAAUCCUCGCUAUUGACAAUA